AUGGCCACCAAUUUCGAUUUUGGCCUCAACGGCGAAGCAAUGCCGCAAGAAUUCUCAGGGAUUCUUUUAGAGGACUUCAAUGCAUCGGAAGAUUUCGAUUAUGGUACUGGACGAUCGGAACUGGAAACUAGCGCUCUCGAUCCAUCAGCAUCAUCUAUACCUUCAUGGCUCUUACCCUCCACCAGUUCCUAUUCGUACACCCAGCCUUCAUUGCCUUACAAUGAUACACCUACCGUGCCUUCGAUUACCACAGAUCAUGCGAAUCCAUCUAUGGUUAAGCCUAUGUUACCUCCAUCGAAGGUCCCUGCUAGACCUGCUCCCAAGGAACACUCUGCAGAAGAGUGGGAGCGCCAGAGAAUAAAUUUCACUCAACUCUACACGACUGAAGACAAGCAUCUCAAUGAGGUGAUGAAAAUUAUGGAAAAUGAAUAUGGAUUCCGUGCAACGCUACGACAAUACAAGCGACGAAUUGAACAAUGGAAGUUGGUUAAGAACAUUAAGGAAAAUGACAUGAGAGUUAUUCUACGCAAAGACUUGAAGAGGAAACGCGAAGGAAAGAACAGCGAGUUCCGCAUUAAUGGCCGGGAAGUUGAACCAAAGAAGAUUCAACGCUUCGCGCAGAGAUAUAAAGUAACCGAGGAGUCAAUCCUUGAGUUUAAUGUUGAAACUCCUUGUUAUAUUGAUUGCGAUACCCCAGCACCGAUAAUUGAGGAUGAAGACAUACAGCAUCAUAUAAUAGGAGAAGUCAACAUACCAGACUCAAUAAUACUUUCUCCACCAGCGGUCGAGUCAGACCAAGACCGAGAGAUUCGGAUAGUCGAUACUAGGAAAACAGUUCUGAAUGAGUUCAUUCGAAAACUUGGUGCUGCCAUUCCCAUCGAUUCUACAUUCGACCUCUCUGUAUUCAAGUAUCCUCUUGAAAUAGAUGAUCUUUCAGACAUGAAGUUUGAAAAUUGA
This is a messenger RNA of Botrytis sinoallii, 957 nucleotides long. RefSeq lists its product as uncharacterized. NCBI's taxonomy places the organism in Eukaryota, Fungi, Ascomycota, Leotiomycetes, Helotiales, Sclerotiniaceae. The transcript has 3 exons. Bases 1 to 957 code for a protein of 318 amino acids. The record is from RefSeq and is a predicted model, not a curated record.